UUUUAACUAUAUUUUAUCUCAAAAUAAAGUUUUACUAAAUUAUUUCUAUUAUAAUAUUUAAUUAAUUUUAUUUUAUAAUUGAAUAUAUAAUUAAAUAUAUAAUUGAAUUAUAAUUUAUAUAAUAGUUUUAUUAAUUAUAUAUAGUAUAUAAAAUUAACACAUAUUUGAUACAAAGUUAAUAACACUUAGUACUGCGAUCUAUAUUACAUUGUAUGUACUUACAUAUAUUUUGUUCAUGACAAAAUAUUUCAAUCUGUUUUUGACAGUUAAUGCUUUUAAGCUUUUUUUCACAUUUUGAUAUUUAUAAAAUUUUAUAAACCAUAUAAUUAUAAAUGUAUAUAAAUCAUAUAAAAAUAAAAUAAUAUAUAGAAUGGCUGAAGAAAAUGAAUCUUCGACACGACAAAAAUCCGAAAAUAUUGGAGAGGUUAUAAAAGAAACAGAGGCUGAUAUUAGCCGAUAUUUUGAAAAUGCAUCUCGCACAAUUUUUGACGAGAUUGUGUCACCUAAAAAUGAAGACUUUUUCAAUAUACGAAGAAGUUCUGAAAGUAGAAUUCCGGAUUUUGAAUUACUCGCAGAUCAGUCAAACGAAUUUUUAAAAAGCAAUUCAUUACUGGAUAAUGAACGACUCGAUCACAGUGGUACAAAUGAUGUACACAGAGAUGUAUGGAUACCUUCUGAACAAACGAGAAAAAUUCUACGAAGUAUUGCUACAUCAACUGCUGGGACUAAUUCUCUUGACAGAGAGAAUUUGACGAUGCCAGGUCUUGCAGUACAAGGAGAUAUGCCAAAUUUAAUAAAAAGUACUGCUGUGCGAUUUCUAGGUGAAGAUGAAAAUAUACAAAGACAUGUACUUACUGCUUCUGAUGUAACUCAAGAUGAACGUGGUUUAAGGACAUUAAUACAAGCUGGUUGUUAUAAAGCGGCAAUAAAUUUAUCUGGAAGAUUAUUAGCAGUAUACGCUCAAGGAUUUGGCAAAAUAAAUCAACCUAGUAAACAUUCUCCGCAUUCUUUACAAUUAUGGUAUACAAGGCUAGCUCUUUUGACUAAACUUAAGCAAAUUGAUAUUUUAGAAAAUGAAUCAAAACCAUUUGGUAAUUUAGAUAAACCAGACAUGUAUUUUACAUUUUAUCCUGAACUUUAUGGUACUAGACCAGGUUCUAUGGCUUCUUUUUCUUUUAGAUUACUUUUAGCUGAAAUUCCAAUGUAUUGUGGUAAAGCAAAACAAGCAUUGGAUAAUCUUUUUAAACUUCUGUCAAUAGUGAAUCAAAUUAUAACUAAUUUUAAUAGUGGAUUUAAUGGAGAUGGAUCCCAUGUUAAAAUUAAUUGUGCAGAACAAGAAGAUGCUAUACGAUUAUGGAAAGCCAGAAGAUCCAGAAUUCUUAUAUCUAUUACUAACUGUGCAGUUAGCAUGAAAAAUUAUGUAUUAGGUAUAAAUAUUUUAGAAAAACUUUGUGAAUCUGCAGAUUGGACAUCUGAACAAAUGGAUGCAUUAAAAGCUAGCAUAGGUAGAUUACAUCUAUUUUUGGGAGAUGUUUCAGCAGCGGAAAAAUUUCUAAUUAAUUUACACAAAAAAGAUAAUAGUCUAACUGUACGAGAAUUAACAGAUAGAGGAUUAUUAGCAGUAGCUCAUAAUUCUUUCCAAGAAGCAUAUAAGUGUUUUCAAGCAGCAGAAGCAUUGGAUCCAUCAAAUAUCGCAUUAAUUAAUAAUAUGGCUGUUUGUCUUUUAUAUACAGGCCAAUUAAAAGCUGCAGUUCAUUUAUAUGAAAGCAUGAUAACAAGAAAUCCUGUAAAAAGUUUACAAGAACCUAUAUUGUUAAAUAUAUGUACUUCAUAUGAAUUACAUACUAUUCAUUGUAAACAACCGAAGUUACAUUUGCUAAAUCAAUUAAACAGAUAUAAAGGAGAUUCUGUAGAUAUACAAUGCCUGAAACUUCCUUUAAAUUAAAACUAUUUUAUUUAUUUAUAAUAUAUAAUCAGGCUGAAAAUAAAAUUUUUAAUUUUUUAUUUAAUUAUAAAAAUGUAUAAAUUUUAAUAAUAAAAUAAAAAUUGAUUUCAAUUCUAUUCUUAAAAAUUUAAUAUUAGUUAAUUUUUAUUUUUUAUUAUCAUUUCUUAUUUUCUUUCAAUGAAAUCUAUAAAAUUAUAAAAUUUAUCAUAUUGAAUUCUCGUCUAUGAUUUAAUUUUCAAUUAUGGAUGAAAAAUUUAUUAUUCUAUCGAUAUUUGUAAAUAAAACGUGUAAAAAUAUCAUUCUAUAUAUUGUCUAUUAUAUUUCGGAAUAAAUAUAUAUACAAAAUCAUAUAUAUUUUAAACACGAAAUUUAUAUUUAAAUUAUUUAAUUAUAUACGAAAUAAAAUGCAUUUAUAUACAUCAAAUUUGAUUUUAUAAGAAAAAUAUAUUAUAUGAUAGAAUUGAAAUAUUACUUUUUAUUUAUUUAUUUUCUGAACCUAAUGACAAGCAAUUUUUUUUUAGAAUUCAGAUUCAGCACACGUAAGAUUCUAUUCCUAAGUAUGAAAAUUUAUUACACAGAUUAAUAAUUAACAGAUAAAUCCUUACGAAUAAUUAUCGAAUUUUUAUUAUAGUAUGUGAUUUUAACUCGAUUGUUUUUUUUAUUUUAGAUCACGCUACAAUAUAUUCAAAUGAAUGAAAAUUUGACUAUUAUACUAAUUAUUAUAUCUAAAUAUUAUUAUUAUAUUUAAAUAGAUAGUUAAUAUUUUAUAUGUUAAGGUAUAAGGAGGUAUAUGGAAGAAAAAAUGUAACAGCCACUUCAAAGUAAAAUAGCCUUUAUUACAUCGUGAAACGAGGACAAUUUAAUGAACGUUCAACAAUUGCUAGAAUUCUCUCUCUUCCUUUCGUCCUUUCAAGCGCACGCGCACACACACACACACACACACAUUCUUUCACUAUUCUAUCAUUCUCCUUUCAUGCGCAUCAUUUAAUCAUUUACUCUUUAUCUCACAUUUUUUUUCUUUUUUUCGUUUCUUUAUCUUUAUUUGUUUUCACACUGACAUAAUUAACAUGCUCGUAAUGUUUUUCGAGAAUAAUGCAUUACAGGACACAUAUCAUUUGUCAUGUCAAAACAACCUCGUUCGAUUUAUGUAUACGCAUAAUUAAUCCUCAUAUCCUGUCCCUUUCGUCUUCAUUCAUUUUUCUUCAUAGUUUAAGGAUUCUUGAUGAUUCUAACAUUAUUUUGUCUUGUUAUUCUCUGUUUCUUUCUUUCAUGUUGCUUAUCAUUUUUCUCUAUUAGAUAAUAAAUCAAUAGCAUACACCAUUCAGAUCGAUUCCAAAACUGCACUCUCUCUCCCUGCAGAAAAAAGGCACGAACUGGCGGAAAAGUCGGCCUAACUGUAUAAUAUUUUCAUUUUAUUUAUUAUGGAUGGAACUUCGUCACAAUACAUUAUUUUUAAUUUCAUUUCUUUUCUCUGCUGCUUCUUUCCGCAGUGUGUAACAGAUUCGGCCCCGUUUUUAUUUCAGCCGAAUUCAUCGAUUCGUGCUUCGAAAGUUCGCCGCGUAGUGCGCGCAGUGUUCGAUCCUUUUGACGAUUCAUUUCUCUUCAUCCUUCAAUACGCAUAUUUUCAACUUUUUUUCCUUUUUUAAAAAUUUUUUAAAUGCCCAUUAUCAACGAUCCAACUUUUAAAAGAAGAUCGCUUUAUUUAGAAUAAUAUAUUUUUUUUAACAUUAAUUAGCGAUUUAAUUACAAGAAUAUACUCCUUCUCCAAAAAGUGACUAUCGUGUGAAAAUUGAUUUUAAAUUAAAUAAUUAUUUUGUAUUAAAUGUAUGUACUUGUUGUUUUUGUGACAUAUCAUGUAAUGAACUAACUAUUAUUGUGAAAAUAAAUAAUAAUUCGAAAUUAAAA
Molecule: messenger RNA, 3850 nt
Organism: Apis cerana (Asiatic honeybee)
Lineage: Eukaryota; Metazoa; Arthropoda; Insecta; Hymenoptera; Apidae
Product: trafficking protein particle complex subunit 12
Cellular component (GO): Golgi apparatus; TRAPP complex
Molecular function (GO): protein binding
Source: RefSeq, a predicted model, not a curated record